Molecule: messenger RNA, 906 nt
Organism: Hypoxylon trugodes
Lineage: Eukaryota; Fungi; Ascomycota; Sordariomycetes; Xylariales; Hypoxylaceae
Exons: 2
Coding region: 1-906 (301 amino acids)
Cellular component (GO): cytoplasm
Molecular function (GO): protein-arginine deiminase activity; calcium ion binding
Source: RefSeq, a predicted model, not a curated record
AUGCCUGGUCCUUCUGGUCCCAUUACACUUCAGGUUUUCAUUCGCUCUUCACAAGGAUCACGUAUCGCAGGGAGGCAGGUUUUCGAAUAUUUAAGAGACACCGGUCGAGGAGCUGUUUACAGUACAGGUGGAACUAGGGAUGAAAUCGACUUUAUGGGCAACCUCGAGACGAUUCCCCCAUACGAGCACAAAGAAAAAUCGUUUCCAGCUGGGCGGGUGAUUGAAGAUCCCCUCAUAUUAGAUACGGAUUGGCUCGCUGUGGGUCAUGUGGAUGAGAUGGUUCAAUUUCUCCCAGCUGAUAACACAUUGCAUGGAUGGGUUCUUUUUGUAGCCGAUCCGAUCAGAGGACUUCAGAUUCUUCAAAAUGCUCAAAAAGCUGGCCAUGGAAGUCUCCAGGCAUUCUCCCAGCCUGACGAAUCGUUUCCUAGUAUUCCGAGAGGGGUUCCGAAUAGUACCAUUGACGAAAUCCUGACUGAUAAAUUGAUUGCCGACAACGAACGGUUCGCUGAGCAUAUCAAAGGCGUCAGAGAUACACUACAAGAAAAAACCGGCAUCCCGGAUACUAACGCUCACUGGGUCCCGAUGAUACUCGAGACGGGCGUCCGUUGGGGACCAGACGAUGGAGUCGCCCCAGAUCUAAAUUAUAGUGUUACCCACGGUGCUGCAUUAUACCCCGGCGUUUUGAACGGUGUAGUAUUAAGUAACUCGAUAUAUCUAUUUCCCAAACCGUGGCGCCCUGUUAUCGACGGCAAGGACAUCAUAGUAGAAGCAACUAAUAAGGUGUAUGAGGAAGUAGGGUUUGGUGUCGUGUAUAUUAAUGCUGGUAUUCCCAGCACGAAGGCGGUGGUGAAGUUCAUUGCGGGACGAACACGAUCCGCGUUCCAAAACACUCAUGGUGGGAAAUGA